GGAAAUUAUUUUCACUUGAAGACUUGUGAUAUAGUUAUAGAUGCUCAUAUCACUUUCAGCCAUCCAGCAAGUUAUAGUAGCUGAAAUGGAAUUUGUGAUCGUUUCGUACUUCAUCUCAUUUCUUUGUGUGAUUCAGUAUUCAGAAUCGUUCAAUUGGACUUUACAACCAGCCAAUCCAACAUUGGUUAUAAAAGGAGAAGACAAGUCACUCACAUGGAAGUUCACUCUAACUGCUGAUGAACAGACUAAAAGCCAGACACUCUAUCUUAUUCAUUGGAAGAAGUUUAAUCUGGCAAAUUUAAAUUAUGAUGUGAUUGCUUCCACAACCUUUUUAAAUCUCGUUGGUGAAGCUAGUUACAGUGAACCCAGAGCCCCACAUAUUGAGAUUGUCAGAGGUGAUCAAGCCACAAUACUCAUAAAAAAUUUCAGGACAGAAGAUGAAGGAACAUACAAGAUUGAGUACAGUAUACAACUUGGUGGGAGUCCUAUUGCUUAUCAUGAAGUAAAUGCCACAGUUUUAGGUAAGUUGUUUACAUGUGAGGAGUUCUGUUUGAAGUUUUUUCUUAAUCUUUUGUGAGGC
This is a messenger RNA of Stylophora pistillata, 580 nucleotides long. Its product is annotated as fibroblast growth factor receptor 2. Gene Ontology annotation, cellular component: signaling receptor complex; plasma membrane. Lineage: Eukaryota; Metazoa; Cnidaria; Anthozoa; Scleractinia; Pocilloporidae. The record is from RefSeq and is a predicted model, not a curated record. Gene Ontology annotation, biological process: protein phosphorylation; cell surface receptor protein tyrosine kinase signaling pathway; positive regulation of kinase activity. Gene Ontology annotation, molecular function: ATP binding; transmembrane receptor protein tyrosine kinase activity.